Musa acuminata AAA Group (dessert banana) is the source of this 2135-nucleotide messenger RNA. RefSeq lists its product as uncharacterized. The record is from RefSeq and is a predicted model, not a curated record. Lineage: Eukaryota; Viridiplantae; Streptophyta; Magnoliopsida; Zingiberales; Musaceae. Bases 479 to 1894 code for a protein of 471 amino acids. The transcript has 9 exons. Gene Ontology annotation, molecular function: phosphoprotein phosphatase activity.
GCCGGACGGAGGGCCGAUUCCUCCCUCUUUCCUCGCCUCUUCUUCCCACUCUUGACUUCCCUCUCCUCUCUGUCUCUCUCCCCGAUUCCUGCUUCCUCGGGCUCUAGAGAGAGCAAGAGCCGGAGCUGGGGUUUCGAGUUUCUCUGGAGGGGCGCUUGCGGUGUUGAUCUCUUGAAUCGUGUUCGAAAGAGAGGAACAACGGUUUCUGGAUGCUAAAUCUUGGUUGGCAGGGCUUCUCCGCUAGUUCUGCUUCCCCUUCCUUUUUGGACUCUUUUGGCCACACGAUUCCAUUGAUGAAAAGUAGCCUCUGAUACUUGGUAACACUUGGACCAGUUAAGGCCCAGUGCCGAGGAAGUGUUCUUGAGCAUAGAGAGGAGAGCAGCCUGAUACGAGUGGCGGAUAGCAUCUGCCUAAAGUAUCCUUUUUUUUUCCGCUUUUAUGUAUAUCAAGUUGAACUUUAGUAGAUACUGUAGCUCAAAUGCCAGGACCGAGAAUGAAGAGAAAAUCAGACAAGGGAUGUGUAAGAUUGCACAAUGUCCAUGCUCGUCACAGGUCAUCUAAGAAAUCAGAAAACUCACCAUCGGAAAUCAACACAGAGGUGGACGCUUCUAUUCAAAUUCAUCAUGAUGGAAACUUUUCAAACACAAUUAGUUCUCGAAUGGAACAAUCAGGGUGCGACUCUACGAUAACAGGUUUUGAUGGAGCCUCUGCUGAAUUGCUGAACUUGUCUUCAUCUCCACCGGAUCCUUUAUCUACUGAAAGAAUGCUGCAGGGUUCAAGCUCAACCGCAAUAGCACCAGAGUUAGAAACAAUUUUCUCACCUAAUUUCGAGGAUGGUGAUUCCCACUUGAAUUCAACUAAUCAUGGUUAUGAAGUUCAGAAUGAAAAUCCUGGAUUGCCUAAUCUCGUUGCGGAUGAAGGAGAUGAUGGAAACUCUGGGUUCAGUGAUUAUCAAGCUUGCAGUUUAUUCGACUUCUGCUUUUCAGAGAGUGCUCCUUCUUUACCUUUUGAUGAUAGCAUGGAUUUUACCGAUGUUUCUUGCCAUCAUUACGAGUUUACUACUUCUGACAUACUGACUGAUGUGGCGGAGAGGUAUAUGAUGCUGCCAUUCCUUGGGAGGAACACAGAAACUGGCGGUGCUCAUGAUAAUGAAUCAAUUCAAGAAAUCAUGAUGAACUCCAAUGAUGCAUACUUGGCAUCUCAUCAAGAAUCUGACAUGAAUUAUCUAUCUGGUGAUUUGGGAGAAAUAGAAUGCCUGAAUCCACAGCUAGUUUUUCGAACUUCACCUGAUUUAUCUCGGGAAGUUUCAUCGAGUUGUCCUACUCUAUUGCAAAAGGAAACACAACAAGGGAAGCCCAUAACUCUUGUCCUUGAUUUAGAUGAAACUCUUGUUCAUUCUACACUUGAGUACUGUGAUGAUGCUGAUUUCACCUUUCCGGUUUUCUUUAACAUGAAAGAGCAUACCGUAUAUGUAAGACGGAGGCCUUUUCUACAAAUGUUCCUCGAGAGAGUGGCUCAAAUGUUUGAAAUUGUUAUUUUCACAGCUAGUCUAAGCAUAUAUGCUUCUCAGCUACUUGACAUUUUGGAUCCAGACAACAAAAUAAUUUCUGGGCGCAUUUAUCGUGAAUCAUGCAUAUUCUCUGAUGAUACCUAUACAAAGGACCUAAGUAUUUUGGGGGUUGACCUGGCAAAAGUUGUCAUAAUCGACAAUUCCCCACAGGUUUUCCGGUUGCAAGUUAAUAAUGGCAUUCCAAUCAAGAGUUGGUUUGAUGAUCCAUCGGACCAUGCUUUAGUUCAAUUACUUCCUUUCCUCGAGACCCUGGUCGAUGCUGAGGAUGUUCGUCCGAUUAUUGCAAACAGGUUCAGCAACAAAGAGCAGCAACAGUUUGUUUGAGAUAUCAUUGUCUUGGCAAUAUUUAUUGUUCUUCCUGAGGUAACCAUAAUCAUCGACCGCAAUUUAUCCACGGUUUCUUAGAUUUGCUUCCAUUAUCAUGCCAACUUAGCUGUAUGACAUGUGAAGAUUCCUGAUGAUUGUACCAAAUUUUCUCCAAGUGUAUGUAUAUUCUUCCCAUCCUAUUUUCUCACACAGGUGUUUACAUUAGAAUUUUGUCAUGAAAAUAAAAUAUUUUGUUCAA